This is a messenger RNA of Dracunculus medinensis (Guinea worm), 2016 nucleotides long. Lineage: Eukaryota; Metazoa; Nematoda; Chromadorea; Rhabditida; Dracunculidae. The record is from the annotation of a GenBank genome assembly.
AUGAUUGUUAUGUCAUUGCUAAUGACCUUGGCAAGAUAUUACCUUCGUAAUAUUACAGAGAAGUGCUACGAUUGUAAUAUUAUCGAUGAGGCGAUUGCAGCUGUGUCGACGUCAUUCGGCGGUGUAACUUGUGCAUUUCUAUAUUCAACGAGUAAAACGCCAGACGUAUCAAAAAUGAGUGAAAAAGAAUUGGAAUUAUAUAAAUUGUACCGCCCUGAACGAGAAUUACCAAAGAUUCGUGGAACCGAUUUACUAAAGGAUCCUCGUUUAAAUAAGGGAAUGGCAUUUAGCCUUAAGGAACGACAAUAUCUCGGUCUUCAUGGAUUAUUACCACCAGCUUUCAUGACAGAAGAACAACAGGUAUAUCGUGUUAUUUCAAAACUUCGAGCUCAACCGAAUGAUUUGGCCAAAUAUAUUCAACUUGACGGUUUACAAGAUCGCAAUGAAAAAUUAUUCUACCGAGUUAUAUGCGAACAUGUUAAAGAACUAAUGCCAAUCGUUUAUACUCCAACAGUUGGCUUAGCGUGUCAAAAUUUUGGUUAUAUCUAUCGAAAACCAAAAGGCAUUUAUGUAACAAUCAACGAUGAUAGCAUAAGUAAAAUUCAUCACAUUCUUAGCAAUUGGCCAGAAAACGAUGUGAGGGCCAUCGUCGUCACUGAUGGUGAAAGAAUUCUUGGUUUGGGUGAUUUGGGCGCAUAUGGUAUUGGUAUACCCGUCGGCAAACUUGCUUUAUAUGUGGCCUUAGGCGGUGUGCAACCGAAAUGGUGUCUUCCAGUUCUGUUGGACGUUGGCACCAAUAAUGAGAAAUUGCUGAAAGAUCCGUUUUACAUCGGUUUACGUCGUCAACGAGUUCGUGGUGAAGCUUAUGUGAAAUUCGUUGAUAAUUUUAUGAAGGCUGUCACCAAGAAGUUUGGCCAAAAUACACUCGUCCAAUUCGAAGACUUUGCCAAUGUUAAUGCGUAUCCUUUCCUUGAUCGAUAUCGAAAUAAAUACACAGUAUUUAAUGAUGAUAUCCAAGGAACGGCUGCGGUUUGCCUUGCUGGGCUUCUUUCGUCUGUUCGAUCCGUUAACAGAUUGCUGUCGCAGGAGAAAAUUGUAUUCCUUGGUGCUGGAGCUGCAUCAACUGGCAUUGCCGAUCUCAUUGUAAUGCAAAUGGAAAGUGAAGGAUUGUCGAAAGAAGAAGCACAAAAUCGAAUAUUUUUAAUGGAUAGUAAAGGUCUAAUUACAAAAACAAGAUCGGAACCAAUCAAGGAAAUGCACAAUCGUUUUGCUAAAAAUAUACCUCCAACAAAAUCAUUGCUUGAGGUGAUUGAAACUAUUCAACCGACGGCCAUUAUAGGAGCGUCAACGAUUAAGGGUGCUUUCACCGAAGAAAUCAUUCGUACCAUGGCCAAAAUCAAUGAACGACCUAUAAUAUUCUCUCUGUCGAAUCCGACCAAUAAAUCGGAAUGCACAGCAGAAGAGGCUUACCGCUUUACAGAUGGACGAGUAUUAUUCGCGAGUGGCAGUCCAUUUCCAAACGUGGAACUGAAUGGGAAAAUUUUCAAACCGGGACAGGGAAAUAAUUCGUACAUUUUCCCCGGGGUGGCUCUCGGAAUAAUAUUGUUCAAAGUUAGACACGUCGGCGACGAUAUUUUCCUUCUUGCUGCUCGAGCAAGUUUUAUUUGCUUUUUUCAUUCCUUAGUUCUUUUCGCUAAUGCAGAAAUUUUGACGAAAUAUAAAGUUGCUUCAUGUGUGAGCGACCACGAUUAUUCCGUCGGGCGAAUAUUUCCACAUCUGAAGAGAGUGCGCGAGAUUUCCAUACAAAUAGCUGUCGAAAUGGCGAAAUAUUGUUACAAAAAUGGCACAGCUGAUUUAUAUCCACAACCCGAGGAUUUGGAGCAAUUUGUUAGAGCGCAAAUAUACUCCACAUCUUAUGACGAAAUGAUUAAUGUUACAUAUGACUGGCCAGCAAAUGAUAUGAAACAUGGCUUUCCUGUACCGCCAACCAGUAACGACAGCUCCGAAGAUGAAUAA